CCAUUGGUCAUGAAACCAAAAUGUUUUAAACUCGCUGACAGUAGGGUGGGGCGGGAUUAUUAUAGUAAUUAUAAACAGUAAUUUGUACUUUAUAUGUACUUUAAGUAAACCCUAUAGUUUCGCAGAAUUACACUGUUGCUUAUUUUAUAUUUGGGUAUACUUGGAAACUUUUCAAGUUCUGUAUUAUGGCUCUGUAUUGUGGCUGCAUACCAAUAUAUGGCUAGAAGCCUGUAAUGAACCAAAUGGAGGAGUCUGGGAAAGAGCACGAUUUGGGAUUUAGCUAAUAGCGCUUUAGCUCAUAGCACACAGACUGUCAAAUAGAACGGUUGUUUUGGUUAUAAUGAAGGAACCAGCUUUUCCAAUUUUUCAACGUAUCUUUACAAUUAAAAUCCAGUAAUAAUGGUGGAAGAGCAAUUCAUAUGACUUUUGGUAUCUCAAUAGUUUAGGUACGUACUGUUACAACUGCUAGCUAUAUAGCUACGUCUGCUAGAACUAGCUAGCUGCAGCCAGGACUUGUUUACAUUAUACAAUACCAUGGACAGGGAGUCCUAUCAUAACAGCUGCAGCCUUGUCAAAAUACCGAGGCAAUCCUACGAACAAUUUUGGUCUUCGCACUUUGUUGAUUACAUAGAGAAGGAUUUGAGCUAUUCCAAAUUCUUAAAAAAGUACUUACUUCCCAACCAUCCAUGCAUGUUCUCAAAGAGAUUUACUGAAGACUGGAAAUGCAGGAAACAGUGGGUCACUGAUGAGGGGAAGCCCAACUUCCAGAAACUGCUGCAGCAAUUUGAUGAGACUCCAGUUCCUGUUGCAAACUGCAAUGCGAAAGAAUACAAUGCAAACCCCAAACAAAUUGUUACUUUCAAAGAAUAUAUUCACUACUGGAAAGAAUACAUCCAGAAUGGACACUCGUCACCAAAAGGAUGUCUCUAUCUGAAAGAUUGGCACAUGUCAAGGGAUUUUCCUGAACACAACGUUUACACCACACCAGUCUUCUUUUCUUCUGACUGGCUUAAUGAGUAUUGGGAUACCUUGGAAGUGGACGACUACCGCUUUGUCUACAUGGGACCCAAAGGCUCAUGGACACCAUUCCAUGCAGAUGUGUUCCGCUCUUACAGCUGGUCAGCAAACAUCUGCGGCAGAAAGAAGUGGCUCUUAUAUCCCCCAGGCCAAGAAGAGUUUCUACGAGAUAGCCAUGGCAACCUUGCUUAUGAUAUUACUGCCCCUGAGCUUCAAGACAAGGGGCAGUUCCCCCAUGCUGAUGAGGCCUGCCAGCCACUAGAGAUUAUUCAGGAAGCAGGGGAGAUCAUAUUUGUGCCCAGUGGUUGGCACCAUCAGGUUUAUAAUUUGGAAGACACCAUCUCCAUCAACCAUAACUGGCUGAAUGGAUGCAAUGUGGACAUUAUGUGGCAGUUCCUUCAGAAUGAGCUGUCUGCUGUCCAGAGGGAGAUAGAGGAAUGGAGGAAUACUAUGGACUCAUGGCAUCAGCACUGCCAGGUCAUCAUGAAGUCUUGCUCCGGGAUUGAUUACAGUGAGUUUUCCUCUUUCCUGAAGAUCAUCGCUGACAACCGUAUGUCCUUUUUGAUCUCUGGCACCGGAAACUCCUCCUCGAAUUACCCGCGUCAUCUUUCAGAGACCCUGGCUACAUUGGGGCUUCACCAUGCUGCUUUUGACCUGCAAAGGGUGGCUCACAUACUAGAAUGCAUGCUCUGCAAUGAAGAUUUUAAGAGACUUGAUCAUUCAACUCUUACUUCACAACCUGAAAGUUUACUGCAGCAGAUUAAAGAAACCAUUCAUUCCACUAGAGGGCAACACUGCCUUUACCAAGAUUAGGUCACUCAAUAUGCCUUCUGAGUCUUUCAGUCCAUUUGGAAAAAGGCUUUGGUUUCAGGAGGUUGCCUGAAAGGCUUGUCUGUCUUGAAAUAAAAAUGUUUUCUAUGUUGUGAAUGAGAUGUUGAUAAAAUGACAAAAAUUA
Molecule: messenger RNA, 1972 nt
Organism: Esox lucius (northern pike)
Lineage: Eukaryota; Metazoa; Chordata; Actinopteri; Esociformes; Esocidae
Gene: jmjd4
Product: jumonji domain containing 4
Exons: 6
Coding region: 535-1830 (431 amino acids)
Biological process (GO): protein hydroxylation; negative regulation of gene expression; positive regulation of translational termination
Cellular component (GO): nucleus; cytoplasm
Molecular function (GO): histone H4R3 demethylase activity; sequence-specific DNA binding
Source: RefSeq, a predicted model, not a curated record